CAGGCCGCGUAUACGGUAUGAUUAUUCUCGUCUCUCGCUCUUCCUCUAGACGCCCAUCCACACCGCCACAGGUACCCUUGAAAAUCCCCUCUUUCUUCCUCUUUCAAUUCCGCAUACAACAACAACCACAACGAAAUCAACAACAACCAUAACGAAAGCAAGAUGGUUUUCAUAAGAUCCUUCCACAACGAAACCCUAUUCGUUGAUCUCCCCCCCAAAACCACAUCCCUUUUCUCCCUCAAACUCUCCAUCCAAAACCAUUUCAACAUCCCAAUCCCCCUCCAACGCUUCUUCUUCUCCUCCAAACCCCUUUUCUCCCACAACGAUUCCACCGCUAUUGCCGCCCUCGGCGUAAAUACCAAUUCUACCCUCACUCUCCACAUCCCCCUCCUCGGCGGCAUGCAGGCCCCUGUUUCCAAACCCCCCCGCCUCGAAUUCCUCAACACCAAACCCCCUCCCAACUACGUUGCCGGCCUCGGCCGAGGUGCCACCGGCUUCACCACUCGUUCCGACAUCGGCCCUGCCCGCGCUGCCCCUGAUCUCCCAGACCGCUCCGCAACCACCAUCGGUGGUGCUGCCGCCCCUGCUGGCCGUGGCCGCGGCAGGGGCGGGCCUGGCGGUGCUGACGACAACGAAGAGGAUGAUGAACCCGAUGAAAAGGGCUAUGAUGAAAACCAGAAAUUUGAUGAGUUUGAAGGCAAUGACGUCGGCCUCUUUGCUUCAGCUGAGUACGAUGAGGACGAUAGGGAAGCAGAUGCAGUGUGGGAGAGCAUUGACAAGAGAAUGGAUUCGAGACGCAAGGACCGUCGGGAAGCACGGCUAAAACAGGAGAUUGAGAAGUACCGUGCUUCGAACCCCAAGAUUACAGAGCAGUUUGCAGAUUUGAAGCGCAAGUUGUACACACUGUCGGCAGAUGAGUGGGAUAGCAUUCCAGAGAUCGGUGUCAAUUCGCUGCGGAACAAGAAGAAGCGGUUCGAGAGCUUCGUUCCUGUUCCAGACACAUUGCUGGAGAAGGCCCGCCAGGAACAGGAGCAUGUCACAGCAUUGGAUCCCAAGAGCCGGGCUGCUGGUGGGACUGAGACUCCAUGGGCCCAGACGCCUGUUACAGAUCUAACGGCUGUUGGUGAAGGGAGAGGCACUGUUUUGUCAUUGAAGCUUGAUCGAUUGUCGGAUUCAGUUUCUGGGCUGACAGUUGUUGAUCCGAAGGGAUACCUGACUGAUCUUAAGAGCAUGAAGAUCACAAGCGAUGCGGAGAUUUCGGAUAUUAAGAAGGCGAGGUUGCUGCUUAAAUCAGUCACGCAGACAAACCCGAAACACCCACCAGGUUGGAUUGCGGCAGCCCGGCUGGAGGAGGUUGCAGGUAAGAUCCAGGCAGCCCGGCAGCUGAUACAGAAGGGGUGUGAGGAGUGCCCGAAGAAUGAGGACGUGUGGUUGGAGGCAUGCCGGCUAUCAAAUCCAGAAGAGGCUAAGGCUGUGAUUGCACAGGGUGUGAAGGCAAUACCCAACUCGGUGAAGCUGUGGAUGCAGGCUGCCAAGCUUGAGCAUGAUGAUGUGAACAAGAGCCGGGUGUUGAGGAAAGGGCUUGAGCAUAUACCAGAUUCUGUGAGGCUUUGGAAGGCAGUUGUGGAGCUGGCAAAUGAGGAGGAUGCAAGGCUGCUGCUUUCUCGGGCUGUGGAGUGCUGCCCAUUGCAUGUUGAGCUGUGGCUCGCGCUUGCAAGGCUGGAGACGUACGAUCAGGCGAAGCGUGUCCUUAACAGAGCGAGGGAGAAGCUAUCAAAGGAGCCUGCGAUUUGGAUUACGGCUGCCAAGCUCGAGGAGGCAAAUGGUAAUACAUCAAUGGUUGGGAAGAUAAUUGAGAGGGGUAUUCGGUCCUUACAGAGGGAAGGAUUGACGAUUGAUAGAGAAGCUUGGAUGAAAGAGGCAGAGGCUGCUGAGAGGGCUGGGUCUGUCGCGACGUGCCAGGCGAUUAUCCGCAACACUAUUGGCAUUGGGGUGGAAGAAGAAGAUAGGAAGAGGACAUGGGUCGCUGAUGCAGAGGAGUGCAAGAAGAGAGGUUCAAUCGAGACUGCCAGAGCUAUCUAUGCUCAUGCGCUUACUGUGUUCCUAACCAAGAAGAGCAUAUGGCUCAAGGCGGCGCAGCUUGAGAAGAGCCAUGGAACCCGAGAGUCACUCGAUGCAUUGCUACGGAAGGCUGUCACUUACAGGCCGCAGGCUGAGGUCCUUUGGCUGAUGGGCGCAAAAGAGAAAUGGCUUGCAGGGGAUGUGCCGGCGGCCCGUGCGAUCUUGCAGGAAGCAUAUGCCGCUAUACCCAAUUCAGAGGAGAUUUGGCUCGCUGCAUUCAAGCUUGAAUUCGAGAACCACGAGCCUGAGAGAGCGCGGAUGCUUCUUGCAAAAGCCCGUGAGAGGGGGGGCACGGAGAGGGUGUGGAUGAAAUCAACAAGCGUUGAGAGAGAGUUGGGGAACACCCCGGAAGAGAGGAGAUUGCUUGAGGAGGGGCUGAAGCGCUUCCCUUCAUUUUUCAAGCUCUGGCUGAUGCUUGGGCAGCUAGAGGACCGGCUGGAUCACUUAGAGAAAGCUAAAGAAGCAUAUGAAUCUGGUCUGAAGCAUUGCCCGGCCUGCAUUCCCCUUUGGCUAUCACUUGCAAAAUUGGAGGAGAAGAUGAACGGGCUGAGUAAAGCUCGAGCAAUCCUCACCAUGGCCCGAAAGAAGAACCCUCAAAACCCAGAACUCUGGCUAGCCGCAGUUCGGGCUGAAUCAAGGCAUGGGAACAAGAAAGAAGCUGAUAUAUUGAUGGCAAAGGCGUUGCAGGAGUGCCCUACGAGCGGGAUUCUGUGGGCAGCAUCUAUCGAGAUGGUCCCACGUCCCCAACGGAAAACCAAGAGCAUGGAUGCACUCAAGCGGAGCGAUCAUGAUCCGCAUGUCGUUGCUGCUGUGGCAAGACUUUUCUGGCAUGACCGGAAGGUGGACAAGGCGAGGAGCUGGUUUAACAGGGCGGUGGCUCUUGCUCCAGACAUUGGGGAUUUCUGGGCUUGGUACUACAAGUUUGAGCUCCAGCACGGGAGUGAGGAGCAGCAGAAGGAUGUCUUGAAGAGAUGUGUUUCUGCAGAGCCUAAGCAUGGUGAGAGAUGGACAGCAAUCUCCAAGGCAGUGGAGAACUCUCACCAGCCAGUAGAGGCCAUUCUGAAGAAAGCUGUGGUUGCUUUGGGGAAGGAAGAGAGUGCUGCUGCUGCUGUUGCCGAGGACAGCAAACCAUAGUAUGCUUUCCUUCCAAUUUGUUUUUACAGCUCUCAUGACUGAAGGAGGAGCUAAAGGUUUCAACUACUGACACUCUUCAUGAGACGAGGUACGAAUGGUAAUUUCGAUAGAUGUGCAGGUUGAGCUAUGAUGUGGAUGGAGUCAAAAGGUUAAGUUUUACAAGCAUAAGUAUAGAAUACUUGGAAUUUCGCUGAUUCAAUGUAACUUGAAUGCUAUAUGUUUUAGUAGUUAUAUUUUGAGCUUUGCUAAGAGCACAAUCA
This is a messenger RNA of Magnolia sinica, 3515 nucleotides long. Its product is annotated as protein STABILIZED1. Gene Ontology annotation, molecular function: protein binding. Bases 163 to 3255 code for a protein of 1030 amino acids. Gene Ontology annotation, biological process: positive regulation of miRNA metabolic process; gene silencing by siRNA-directed DNA methylation; mRNA splicing, via spliceosome. NCBI's taxonomy places the organism in Eukaryota, Viridiplantae, Streptophyta, Magnoliopsida, Magnoliales, Magnoliaceae. Gene Ontology annotation, cellular component: catalytic step 2 spliceosome; U4/U6 x U5 tri-snRNP complex. The record is from RefSeq and is a predicted model, not a curated record. The transcript has a single exon.